Messenger RNA from Colletotrichum siamense, 375 nucleotides. RefSeq lists its product as uncharacterized. NCBI's taxonomy places the organism in Eukaryota, Fungi, Ascomycota, Sordariomycetes, Glomerellales, Glomerellaceae. The record is from RefSeq and is a predicted model, not a curated record. The coding region runs from base 1 to 375 and encodes 124 amino acids. The transcript has 2 exons.
AUGAGCCACGCAUCGAGCGAGGUGUAUGAGCCGCCCGUGGUCUUAUGCGCCGGCAACUGGCGCAUCACCCGGCGGCGGCAUUCAACUCACCAACAAAAGCUGCCAACGACACAGAGUACAUACCAAUGGCGACGAGAAACAGACGGGACAAGGUUGGCGGACAGGAAACGAAGGGACGUCCAAGGACCAAGGGGCCACUCACCGGCGGACAGCGGGCGGGCUGAAGUGGGCUGCCUUCCACACAGGCACCUGGCGAAAAUGGGGUCCCUUUUUUGGGCGGCAGUUGGUCCUUUUUUUUUUUCUCCCCUUACCUUUUGGGGGGAGGAGAGGAACGAGGGACGAGGAGGGGAUGGGGGGGUAGGGAUGAUGUGGUAG